Molecule: messenger RNA, 1889 nt
Organism: Pseudoliparis swirei
Lineage: Eukaryota; Metazoa; Chordata; Actinopteri; Perciformes; Liparidae
Gene: saxo6
Product: Mdm1 nuclear protein
Exons: 13
Biological process (GO): negative regulation of centriole replication
Molecular function (GO): microtubule binding
Source: RefSeq, a predicted model, not a curated record
CCCUGGACCCCCUGCAGACGCUGGACCUCCAGCGGGACCAGGACCCCCUCUAGACUCUGGACCUCCAGCGGGACCAGGACCCCCUCUAGACUCUGGACCUCCAGCGGGACCAGGACCCCCUCUAGACUCUGGACCUCCAGCGGGACCAGGACCCCUCUAGACUCUGGACCUCCAGCGGGACCAGGACCCCCUCUAGACUCUGGACCUCCGGCGGGACCAGGACCCCCUCUAGACUCUGGACCUCCAGCGGGACCAGGACCCCCUCUAGACUCUGGACCUCCGGCGGGACCAGGACCCCCUCUAGACUCUGGACCUCCGGCGGGACCAGGACCCGCUGCAGACCCCAGACCGUCGUCUGCUAAGCCCCGCCCCUUCAAGCUUGACAGCCAACCACAGCUGAGCCGACCUUCGACGGCUGAUGGACGGCAGCCCUCGGCCAAUGAGGUUCAGCGCAUUCUGCGCUGGAGGGCGGGGCUAAAGGUGGGAGGUCAAAGGUCAGAGUACCACCGACAGUUCAGCUGGAAGAAACCUGCGACUGCUGCUUCUCCGAUACUGACUGCAGAACAGCUGCUCCACUCCAGUGGCAGGUGUGUGCGGCCCUUUAAGAAACACGCCGUUCCCAUGGAAACAGAGUAUCAGCGCAGCUUCCAGGGUCUGGCCCCGCCCCCCGAGCCCCGCCUCCGGAGACACCUGGAGCACCAUCAGAGGGCCCCACUGUUCCACAUGCACAGGGCCAAUAAAAAGAGGAGGGAGGGGUCAGAGAAGAAGCCACGCCCCACACAGGACUGCCCCGCCCCCAAGAACGACUCAGCCACGCCCCCUCCUCAGAGGGGACACAGGAUCCCAGAGGGAGGCGGAGCCACGGACGGCGACGCCCAUCAGGUGGAGGAGCGGAGGCAGGAGGCCUCGUGGUACCGCCGCCGCGCCUGGGGGGCUAACUUCGACAGGGAGCACCUGAGCCAGCUGCUGUCCCACCACAACGCUCUGUGGGAGCCGACGGACUCCAGCACCGACCCCGCCUCCCCCCGCCUGACCCCCGUGGAGGCCCUGGACCUGGCCAGCCGCUCCGGUGAGACGACUUCAGGUCCUCCUGGGGAGGGGCCCGCGGCCUGGAGAGGAGGAGGAGGAGGAGGAGAGGAAGAGGAGGAGGACACAGACGAGUUACCGACUCCGAGGCUGAAGAUACGACCGGUUCAGAGAACUCACCAUGACCUCACCACACCUGCCACUGGAGGCGCUCUUCUGGUGGGAAAACUGAAGAGCAGUGAUGACAAACAGAGGUGUCGCUCAGCUGUUUCUGAUAGGCCAGUCUAUCGGAAGGAGGCGUGGUCAGAGAAUAGCCCCUCCCACUGCCCCUCCUCCUCCUCCUCUGGCUCCUCCCCCAACCACAAAGCAGCUGCCGGUCCCGCCUAUAAACCAAAAAGGACGAAGCCAACGUACCAUGUGGCCCCGCCCCCACACCCUGUGGCCCCGCCCCCACAGCACUGUAUCCAAGGCACGCUGAGAAAGGCCGACUUCCAGCACAACGGUGAUGUGGGUGUGAGGUUCAAGGAGCUUCAGUGUCCUGGAGGCUGCUGCUCUGAUGAAGAUGACCGUCUGUCGGUGAUGUCGUGGCGGUCGGCGGCCUCGUGCUCCGCGGCGUCCGCCGUGCUGGAGCGCGCUCAGAAGAGACGGGAGUACUUCUGGGGGAAGAGAUGACCUUUGACCCCCAAAUCUCUGUUGCUCAACAAUCAGAGAAUAUUUUAAUAUAUCAUUAAUUUAAAUGUAUUUUCACACAGUAAUAGAUGUUUUUAUAGAACCAGUACUUUGUUUAUUUAGUAAUCAUCACGUUGAGACAUAAACAAAUAGUCAUGUUGGUUUUUAUGUCAUAAACAAAAAUAUAAAAACAA